ACGCAUCGCCCCGAAAACCGUGAGGUCCCCGGGAGCCUUCUGCCGACAGCGACAGCCAACCGUGCACGGGCGGGACCGGGAGUCACCAUCCAAGGACAACGAAGAUGAACACCGUCCAGAGCACGGGCCAUGCGACCGUUCGGAACAAGAAGGACUCGCAGUUCGAGGAAUUAACUGUCUCUUCCUCGGAAAAAAGAAAUUGGAGAGGCAUUUUUAUUGCGCUUUUAGUGAUCGCUGCCGUAUUGGGGCUAAUUGUGUUUUCCAUUCUACUUCUAUCACCAGAGAUCGAAAGCUCGAAGCUGCACGGGCGUCGAAUAUCGCUGUACGAUAUCAAAUCGGGCCGGUACGAGUGGAACACGCAGAACGGUUCCUGGAUCAAUCGGUACGAGUAUGUGUUCAUCAACGCGGAAGGUGGCCUGACGGCACUGCAAAUCACCCGCGAUGGCGGCUUCCGGUUCGAGGUGCUCAUGAACAAUGCCACCUUCCGGCAGCUCAACGUUGACAGCUACGACGUGUCACCGGAUCGGAACUUUGUACUACUGUACGCCUCGAACGGAAACACGCAGCGCUACAAUCGCAGCUACUACAUCUACGACCUAGCCGCGUCGAACGUGUUCUCCCUGUCGGCGAAGGAAUCGGACACGACGGCACCGCAGCUCCAGCAUGUCCUGUGGGCGCCGGUGGCCUCGAACGGCUCGGGUAUGGGCGUUGGUGGCGAAAAGGCGAUGUCCGGCCAAUCUUCCCACUCGUCCUCCGCUGGGUCGGCUGGAUCGUCUGUUGCAGGCUCGUCGCCGAGCUUGGGCACGGCCUCUUCCCAGGGCAUCGCGUACGUGCAUCAGGGUGACAUCUACUACAAGCCACGCGUACAGUACGAUCUUAUCUGCCGGAUCACCACCAGCGGACGGGAUGGGCCCGUGCUGAACGGUGUGCCCGACUGGCUGUACUCGAACGUGCUCGAGCUGAAGGGACCGUCAUUGCUUUUCUCGCCCGACGGCCAGUAUCUGUCCUUUCUAUCCUUCAAUCUGUCCGGCGUUCAGGAGUACCAGUAUCUGUGGUACGGUGAUGGGCAGCAGUAUCCCAAGAUACACAGUCUGCGUUACCCGAAGGUACAUGCGGCCAACCCGAACGUAACGGUGUACGUGGUGCAUCUGGGCGUGCUGAAGUACAUCUUUCCGAAACCGGUCCACGUGCCGGCGUACAUCCGGUCGACCGACAGCUACGUCGGCGGGCUCAGCUGGCUCUCGCCGACGGAGCUCUCGGUGACGUACGCGAGCCGUAACCAGAGCGUAGCGCACGUGCUGCUCUGCCGGGCACCGACGUUUAGCUGUGUGGAGAUCUUCCAAGAGAAGGCAGUGGCCAACUCGUGGGUACUGAUCGGCGAGACGCCACUGUUCAUCCGACGUCCGUCGGCGCUGGAAAACUAUGCCGCCGAUGCACCCCAGCAGCCGCCGGCCGGUUCAGCCCCGACCACGACAACGACAACGUCCGCACCGCCACCGCCACCAACGCCGCCCCCACCGGCAAUGCCGCGCCAUCUGUACAUGCUGAAGCGGCUGAACGUGCGGGACGGUUCGCACGGCUACUAUCGUCACCUGGUGCUGGUCCUGCUCGGCACCAAGCGCACCAUCACCCUGACGAUGGGCCAGUUCGAGGUGACGGAAAUCGUCGGGUACGACGAGCGGCACGGGCUCGUUUACUUCAUGGCGGCCCCGUACCACAAGCCGGGCCAGCGCCACCUCUACAAGAUACCGCUCGGGCUCGAGCAGCUCGCCUCGAUGGCGGGCGGCGGUGGCGGCACUGGGUCUUCGGCUGGCUCGAGCGAGCCGCACCAGCCGGAAACUGGCCGGCCCGGGCACAACGCGAGCGACGUGCUGCUGCUGCGCCCGUUCGGCUCCGCCGUGCCGUACUGUGUGACGUGCGGCCGGGGCCCCACCGACGGUAGCGACGGCGCGGACGGUGGCGAUCCGAAGCGCCCGAACAACUGUCUGUUCAAUCGCGUCUCGUUCAACGACGACUACACGUACUUCGUGCAGGAGUGUCUCGGACCGGAAUCGCCGUCCACCUACCUGGUGGAGGCCGGCACGGAGCGCAAGGUGCGCGUUCUGAACGACGGCAACGAGCUGCGGGAGCAGCUUGUCCAGCUGGCCAAGCCGCAGAUCAUGACGUUUAGCGUGCAGAUCAAGUACGACUUUAACGCGCAGGUGAAGCUGUUCCUGCCGCCCGGCGUCAAGGAGGACGACGACCUGCAGCUGCCAUUGAUACUGCACAUCGAGGCCGGCCCGGAACGGCAGCUCGUGUCGGAGGAGUACAGCGUCGACUGGAACUGGUACCUCAGCAGCCACCAGUCGUACAUUAUCGCGCAGAUCGAUGCGAGGGGAUCCGGCUUUCAGGGUGAGUCGCUCAAGACGCAGAUCCGUGGACGCGUCGGUAUUGAGGUCGAAGAUCAGCUGGCCGUACUGAUGUAUUUGCGGGAUAAUCUGAAGCUAGUAGAUCCCAAUCGCAUCUGUGUCUAUGGCAAGGGCUACGGUGGCUACAUCGCAAUGCAGAUGCUUGCUACGGACGCGAACCAGGUGCUGAAGUGUGUCGCCGCCAUCUCGCCGAUCGUUUCCUUCCGCUACUUUAAUUCCUUCUUCACCGAGCGUUACGUGCUGCAGCAGGACGACACCGAGCGGUCGCUGAUCGAGUCGGACCUAUCGACGAAGGUUGCCAGCCUGGCGUCGAAGAACUUCCUGCUGAUCCACAGCACGGCCGACUGCGUGGUGCACGAGCAGCAUGCCGCCCUGCUCACCCGCUCCCUCGUCAACCGGGGCAUCAUCUUCCGGCACCAGAUGUACGUCGACGAGGAUCACGAGUAUCGGAGCGUGUCCGAGCAUCUGUACCACACGAUCGAGACGUACAUUGAGGAGAACUUCGGUAACGAUAACCAGGACUGGACGUCGGCAUUCUUCCUGUCUAAAACGUAGUUCUUCCAGUGGUAGGAGGCAAAGCGAACCGAAAGAAAAUAAUACACACACACAUACACAUACAUACAUAUACAACCAUUCUCACAGACACACACAAACACAUACACAGACACCUUCACACAAAGGCAGAGAAACAUCACAACACGUUUGAUUAAUGAUAGAGUAAUGAUAAUUUAAAGAUAAAAAACAAAGAGCAAAACAAGAAGAGAAAAAUAUAUAAGAAUCUAAUAAAUGAGAAACAAGGAAAAACAUUUUGCAGCUGAGCAGGGACGAACGUGGAGUAGAGUGAAGUAAAUGACAUACAUAUUUAAAGCAAAAAAAAAACAAUGUGUGGGUGUAUGAAAAAAUUUAAAUGGAUGCAAAUUUAAAAAGGAAACAAUAAAACGAAACACGUGCACCUCCAGGCACGCAGAUACACGCAUGGCGCUUUAAAGAGAGGGGAGGAAAGCCAAUUUUUGACAGAAAAAUAAGAAGAAGAAGAAGAAGAAGAAGAAGAAGAAACGAAGACAACAACCUAAAAGUAGUGAAUUGCGCUGGCAAUUCGCAAAACAGAUAGAUACUAGUCUUGUCUAGCGUUUGAAAAAAGAACGCAAAAAACACACACACACACACUUCCCCCGGUGUUUGAACAUUUCACAUUUGAUCCUUCUACUUGUCUGCAACCCAGCAUGCGUGUGUAUGUGUGAGUGUGUGUGUGUGUAGAUUUGCGAGGCUGUAUGUGUGUAUGAGUGUUGUGUUCAUUGUGCGAUAGCUAUUUUAAACAGUCCCAGGCUAAACAAACACCAGCGAAGAGAAGACAGUGAAAUCCUACUAAAAAGCACCGAUUCACACACACACAUACACACACACGCACUCAUCAUGUUAAAAAUUUCGAUUUUUUCUUUCCUCCUUUACGUACGAAAUUCAAAUUGCCGAAAGUCCUCCAGGCUGUUUGGUGACUGGAACACUGGAUUGGAAGCAAAAAAAAAACAAAAACAAAACAAACUGUUCGAAAUGCAAAUAGUAGACACGGACGACAACUACUAAUAAAAAAAAAGAAAUAUAAAGAAAACAACAAAAACCCCCAGCACGGUACGGGUAAAACCCACGGCCGAGUGAGUUUGAAUAUUGAUUUCAACGUCAAAAACGAGAGCGUGUGUGUAAAUUUCUUUUCUUAAUAUUUUUUUUUAUUAAAUAAGUCUUUACUAAACGAACAUGUUCAAAAUCACUCACAUUUCCCAUUUGUUUUGCGGUUGACCCCUCUCACUCUCUCCCUCUCUCUCUCUUUCUCUCUUAUUUGCCUAAACAAUCACUAGAAAUUGGACUUGUUGCAUCGUUUUCUUAAUGUUCUCUCUUCUUUUUGUCCUUGUUUGUUUUUGUCACAUAUACUGCCCUACCCCCUCUCUCACCCCUUCUCCCCUUGCUUCAGAACCGUCCGUUAUACUUUCCCGCUUUGCAAAAUAACACAUUUUCUUCUUCGCCUCCUUUCCUCUGUUUUGCUCCUUUUGUCGGCAUCAGUAAUAGAAUUUCGUUGCACCUUGUACAGUGCUGCCACAACACGACGCGAGGCGUGAUUAGGAGAGAUCUUUGUUCGAUGAGUGAAGGGGGGGGGGGGGGGAGGGGUUGAUUAAGGGGAAGAGGGAGAGAGGUGUUUUACACGUUUGUUUGUUUGUUUUUUCCCUAUAUAAACACAUUUGCUUUAUCUAGUCUCCCUACUCCUCUGUACAUCGCAGCGCUAGCGAUGCUUGCGUCGCAUUUUGCACCUUUCACACCAGCUGGGAGUUGGGAGUUUCCCCCCACCCCCCGCGGGGAGGGGCGGGCGGGGCGGCUUGUGCACCCCGCACUUCUAAUGCUAAUAAGAACAUAAGAGACUCGUCGACAAAUUCAUUCACACAGCAAUGGGGGAAAGAAAACCCCUUUUCCUGCAGCCAAUGUAUCGGGCGUAUCGCAGCGACGCUCUGUGCCUUCCGCCGGAGUCGCGCGAAUAUAAUAGGAGCUUUUGCUAUUUGCUUUUUUUCCUUUUGUUGUGGGGAACAAAAAGAAGAAAAAAAAACCCAGAAAUCUGAAACCCUCCUUUUUCCUACAAAUAUGUUGCUAUACAUGGUUACAUUGUUGAUGAUCACACACUUGCCGCCCGUACAUUAGCGCCACCUGUUCGUUCAACUUGCUUUUCGUUUGCUUUUCUUCGCUUUGAUUGCUAAUGUAUCCCAAUCGUUAACACUUUUGGUGACAAAAAAAAAAAACAAAAAAAACGGACCGCUUUAUCUACACUUUGCCCCGUUGCCGUUAGGGAAAACCGAUCUCCAAUCGGUUCAGGGAAAGGGAAGAGUGAGAAACAAAUAGUUGGACAACAAAAAGAAA
Molecule: messenger RNA, 5303 nt
Organism: Anopheles coluzzii
Lineage: Eukaryota; Metazoa; Arthropoda; Insecta; Diptera; Culicidae
Product: prolyl endopeptidase FAP
Exons: 14
Coding region: 105-2963 (952 amino acids)
Biological process (GO): proteolysis
Molecular function (GO): dipeptidyl-peptidase activity; serine-type peptidase activity
Source: RefSeq, a predicted model, not a curated record